AUGAUAUACAAUGAUUAUAUCUUCAAUAUUAUUCAUUUCUUUAUUUUAUUUAUUAAAAUCGAAGCAACAAUCAAAAGUUAUAGAUUCGAACAGCAAAUUGGAUCAACAGUCGUGUUACCACCAUGUUUUCCAACAGUAUCAUCAUCAAUUGAUGAUGUUACAACAAUUUUAUUUAAAUCCGAUUCAGGUGAAUUAUUAGGUAUGAAUGGAAUAUUAAUUUCCAACAAUCCACGUUUAAUGAUAAAAAAUCUUCAUCCUUUCGAGUUAACAAUUGAAUCAAUUGAACUAUCAGAUGAAGGUCAAUAUGAAUGUCGAACUGAUCAAAUAAUUAAUUAUAUUGUUCAUUUAAUUGUUAUUAAUUCAUCAACUAUUCAUUUAAAUGUACUCGAAGGUUCUAAUAUUACGUUACAAUGUAAUGAAAAAGGCAUGUGGAUUAUCGAAGAAAGUCAUCAAGGAGGACCUGUUCGUAAACAAUAUACAACAGAAUUAGUAUUGAAUAAUUUACAACGAAAUGAUAAUCGUUUUCAAAAAAUUAUUUGUUCAACACUUGAUGGACAUGAAAAACGAGAAUAUAUUAUUGAUGUUAUGUAUAAACCAACUGUCAAAUUGAUGAUGUCCGUAAGACAGAAAUUAAUGUGUAUAAUAUGUGCUCAUCCAUUGCCACUUCGUACACAGUGGUGGUGGAAUACUCGAAAAGGACAUGAUGAUAGUAUUCAUCAAACAAACAUCAAUCAAACAUGCAUUGCUCAACAAUCUAUUUUUGUACUGGAAAAAGAAUAUGAUAUUGAACAGAUAAUUAUGUGUGAAGCAGAAAAUAUGCAUGGAAUAGGUCGAGAUAGUUUACAAUUAAAAACACGUAAGAUGACAUAA
Messenger RNA from Rotaria sp. Silwood2, 870 nucleotides. Lineage: Eukaryota; Metazoa; Rotifera; Eurotatoria; Philodinida; Philodinidae. The record is from the annotation of a GenBank genome assembly.